AUGAAUUUCUCCACUAGCUACUGCGUUUUGCUUGCCUUUGUCGUUUUAAACCUGGUCAAUCUUGGUUCUGCUGCAGAUGUGAUGUGCUCAUGGAGCUUUCAUAGCACCGCAAAAUCCGUUUGCAGCGACGGCAAUUUUAAAUACACUUUUCCAAAUUCAGCAUGUCACCGCACUAAACCAAACGAACUUAGUCCGGGCGUCGAUUGUGUGCGGGGCCGCGACAACAAGGACCCUCCCGAGGGCCUCACGUGCGAGUUCUAUGACUUGAUAUAUCACAAAAAUUGGCAGCUCAAUUAUUAUGAUUGUGGUAACGUCCCUACAGACCCCGCCCAGAGGACAGCAGAGUAUAAAUGUAAAGGUGUGAAUAACAUUCAAGAAUGUCACGGUGACUAUCUCGCCAGGGAGCAACUACCUCCGAUCAUCACGAAGUAA
Messenger RNA from Melampsora larici-populina 98AG31, 432 nucleotides. RefSeq lists its product as uncharacterized. The transcript has 5 exons. NCBI's taxonomy places the organism in Eukaryota, Fungi, Basidiomycota, Pucciniomycetes, Pucciniales, Melampsoraceae. The record is from RefSeq and is a predicted model, not a curated record. The coding region runs from base 1 to 432 and encodes 143 amino acids.